Messenger RNA from Fundulus heteroclitus (mummichog), 2891 nucleotides. It is a transcript of the gene cadm1b, whose product is annotated as cell adhesion molecule 1b. Gene Ontology annotation, biological process: susceptibility to natural killer cell mediated cytotoxicity; cell recognition; detection of stimulus. The transcript is spliced from 11 exons. The record is from RefSeq and is a predicted model, not a curated record. Gene Ontology annotation, molecular function: signaling receptor binding. NCBI's taxonomy places the organism in Eukaryota, Metazoa, Chordata, Actinopteri, Cyprinodontiformes, Fundulidae. Gene Ontology annotation, cellular component: neuron projection; plasma membrane; synapse. Bases 3 to 1265 code for a protein of 420 amino acids.
ACAUGGCGAUCACGGGGAGCGGAUCUCUCGCUAUUUCUUUCGCUGUUUUAGUGAUUUCUGCGGCGUUUCUUCACAAAGGAGCUGCUGAAAUCGUGACAGUUGACAGCCAGAACCUGGCAACCGACAACGUGUCUGUGAUUGAGGGGGAAACGGCCACCAUCAGCUGCCGAGUGAAGAACAACGACGACUCCGUCAUCCAGCUGCUGAACCCGAACAGACAGACCAUCUACUUCAGAGAUGUUAGACCUCUCAAGGACAGCCGGUUCCAGCUGGUGAAUUUCUCUGACAACGAACUCCGGGUGUCUCUGUCCAAUGUGUCGCUCUCCGACGAGGGACGCUAUGUGUGCCAGCUCUACACAGAUCCUCCUCAGGAAGCCUACGCAGACAUCACUGUCCUGGUCCCGCCAGGCAGUCCAAUCAUUGAGAGCCGGGAGGAUGUGGUCAGCGAGGGGAAUGAGACGGAGCUCACCUGCAUGUCCAUGGGCAGCAAGCCAGCCGCUUCCAUCAGAUGGAUGAAGGGGGAGGACGAACUGACAGGUGAAACAACAGUUGAGGAGACGUAUGACAGGAUGUUUACCAUCACCAGCCGGGUGAGAUUUUCUGUCACCAAGGAGGAUGAUGGAGUGCCAGUGGACUGCAUCGUUGACCAUCCAGCUGUAAAGGACCUCCUGGCUCAAAGACACUUGGAAGUACUCUAUAAACCAGAGGUGAAGAUUGUUGUAACGUAUCCUGACGGGUUAACAAGAGAGGGCGAUAAUCUGGAUUUGACAUGUAUCGCUGAGGGGAAACCAAUCCCCCAUCAGAUCAAAUGGCUCAGAGUGGACGAAGAUGUGCCGCUUCAUGCAGUGGUCACCGGCUCUGAUCUUUACAUUGAGAAUCUGAAUAAGUCGUAUAACGGCACCUAUCGCUGCGUGGCGUCUAAUGCUGUCGGGGAGGCCUAUGAUGACUACAUCCUCUAUGUGUAUGAUGCUCCCACUACUAUCCCCACACCCACCACCAACCCAGUCAACACGCAAGACUCCAGAGCCGGCGAGGGUGCACCACAGAAAAUCGACCAUGCUGUCAUCGGAGGAGUGGUUGCUGUUGUGAUGUUUGCAAUCCUGUGUGCACUCAUUGUGCUUGGUCGGUACUUUGCCAGACACAAAGGAACUUACUUCACGCACGAAGCCAAGGGAGCGGACGAUGCGGCUGAUGCAGACACAGCAAUCAUCAACGCAGAGGGGGGUCACAAUAACACAGACGAGAAGAAGGAGUAUUACAUCUAAUCUGGAAGGGGCCUGGAAUGAAGGUUGGGGAUGGUGUGGGCGCACUGUGUCCAGUGUUGAUUGGUAGCAAGACAGCUUGGGUUAGGGUAAAAGAAGGAAGGAGGGGGAGGGAAAGAGGGGAGUAGGAAUGGCAUAGACGUGUGGGAAGAAGAGGCGUCGCUUAGUCUCCUGUCCGACCCUUCCUGGACUGCUGGGUCCUAUUCUGUACAGUUUAAUUAUUUUACAGACAAUUUUGUGCCUUGUUCUAUUUCUUUUGUUGGUUUGUUGGUUUCUAUUCACAUGCUUGUUGGAUUGGAUUCUUUCUCCAUGUACACUACUUGACCCUUUGUUGCAUUUGGCUUUCAGAGGAGGUAGAAAGGGGUCUGGUGUUUGUCAGUGUGUGCUGCAACUAGCUUUUAGCUCGUGUAACCAGAUAUAUGAGAGGCCAGCUAAAUCAUACCUUUUACAUUUUUUUUUUCUUAAGUCCUUUCCAGUGUUUAGUAAAUGAGAAACCCAUUAUCAACAUGUUUCUUCCCGCUGGGCAAAGUCCUGUGGUGCCUCCAUGUUCAUCACAUUUAGAUUCAGGUCUGAUUGGUUUUGACAUAUUCCUGCAGAUUACAUACAGUCCUCCUCAAAUGCAGGCCCACUGUUGAUUACUUAUGUAAGGUUUUUGAGUAAUCAUACCUUGAAUGUAUUUGCUAGAAGAGUAAUAGUCAUGUUAUAUGAAUACGUAUUCAGUUUAGACUCAAGAUGUAACAUAAAACCAGUCCCUCAAAGAUUGCCAGAUCCAAAUAGUAAUGGAUAUUUUUUCUUGGACCACAUUCCUAAAGUCUGGAGCAACUACUAUUUAAAAAUCAAUUAUCUGCUUGUGUACGUAAGUCAGACUCAGUCAGCAAAAUCUCUAAUUUCAAUGGUAUGUAAUUAUUUUUGAUCUCUGUACUUGCAAUUGACGCCAUAUUGUUUUUAUUUAUUGAUGUCCUGAUCUAGAUUUUUUUUUUCAUUUAAGAUGUAGUGUUUGCCAAUACCAAGCUUCAUUCUAAUAGUUUCAUUUCUUUGCAGCCAGAUUUGCAUACUACGUACCAUAAGUACAAUAAAAUGAAUAGAAUAUAUGAAAUGUAUAUGAUUUGCUUAUCGGUAGUGCUACAGAAGUCUGAAGUGUUUCAACUGACCAACUAUCUUUCUGUUGGUUGCCAGUUUCUGUGAUUCGGAGUGGAUUCCCUUGUUGCACUACAAACUGAAGCAUGCCCAUGUUUAGAAUCUCUUGAUCAGCCAUUGUUUUCCCAACUUCUUGCACUAUAGCAUAGAUUAAUGUGGACUAGGUCUUUGAUGAUUUAAAUCUGUUUAAUGUCUCCUCAAGAUCCACAAAACUGCAAAUACCGCAUACCACAGAAGGCAACCUAAUCUGUUUGUGAGUGGGGAAUAUAUCCAGUGUCCUAUGAGGAUAGGUGAUAACACAAACUCUGAAUGUCUAUUGUAAAACCUAAAGUUAGUCAUGUCAAAUGAUAUAAGACAUGACUAACUUUUCUAAUCCAGCUCAGGUAGUGUUGUCAGCUAAAUAAUGUCGUAAGGAAAACCUAUAUUAUCCACCAAAGCAAAGGGUUGUUCAUCCAGAGUGAUAAAUUAAAUCCUUGCGUAAUCAUUUCUGUC